UCCCCCCGUGGGUCACGUGGGUGUGUACCUGGAGCAGAUGGUGACUCUUAUAAAACACUGGACUUUGUGUUUUGUUGCUAUUUGAUGGUAGUGCUCAAUACUUACUAGGUUUUCAUUUCUAUCUACGCGGUCUAUCCGCGAGGUUAUAGAUCUAUAGUUAGGGAUGUACACAUUUGUCUUUCACAGGUCGUGAUGAAUGCUGAUCUAUUCAUUCACUGCAAUAGUUUGUCAUUAAUUAUAUAGGUUGGUGUUUUAAAACUAAAGAAGAUACUGUACUGGCUUUCUUCUAGGUUUAUGUUUGCAGUCUUGUUUUCUUGUUCUGUUUACUGUCGGAGGCCUAAUGCCUGCUUUAUGUUAGUAUCCCAUCACUCUACUAGUCGUUAAAGACAAACCGAAAACUUGUGGUAAAUGUAUGAGUCAUUCUCUCAUAGACACAGGUGUCAUACUUAGGGUAAUUGGAUCUAGGUGUCAUCCGGUUAAAAGACAAAUGAAGGUAUUGUUUUACUUCACCUCAUUGUGUAAUUGAGCAGCAAGAGUAUCGAGCCUUUGUUUUCAGUAAACAAUAGGAUCCCAUUCAUCUUAUGCGGCUAAAAUAGAGAGUUAUGUUAACAUGGAGAUCUGUUCUAUUGGCUCAGCUAUUGUAGCCUACAGUUCUGUUCUUUUUGACAAAUUAUUGCAGUCUUCUGGUCUACUUGCUCAACUGAUUUAACGUAAUUUUUAAGGACUUCAAUUCUUUUCUAUUUGUUGUUAUUUUAGAUAGCAGUUCUGGUCUAUUUUUUUUUCUAUCAUAAAUUAUAGUUUUUAUUCUUUGACUAAUGAAACCUGCAAGAUAGCAGUUCUAUUUUCUUUUUCUCCUAUUGUAAAUUAGUUUUAUUCUUUGACUAAUGAAACCUGCAUCUAUCCUAAUAAACGUAAAUUGUUGUAUAAUUUUAUUAGCUGGUAUUCAACUGAAGCGGCAGUUUGAUAGUUUGCAAUGUCACCUUAUGACCUGAACAGAGGAUAUGCUUUUAGGUACAUCAAAUUAUAGUUCGCUUCGAUGUACCAGUCUACAUACACCCCCCUCCUCACAACCUGGCUGAGACGUGUAGCAUGAAGUUUUCUCGAGGCCUAAUAGUCUCUACGAUGGUGACAUCGUCUUUAAUUAGCCUCUCUGUGUGUCUGACAGAUUCUUGCCUUGCUUAUUAUUGUGUGACUCAAGACAUUCAUACCUGGAUCUAGCUGAUGAUUGGCGUGCCAUGUGUGCAGUUCUGCUUGACUGAGAUUGUCUGCCAAGUUUUUACAAAGAAGAGUUACAUUCUAUUUGUUGACGUUAGGAAACUCAUGACGGAACUACUUCAUUUGGGGCUCUAUCUCUAUCUUUGGAUUGGUUAGCGAUGAUUACUCAAUGCAACUAUUUCAUUCUAACACCACUGUGUGGCUGAUGGCUUAUAGAACACUUCUUGUUCGUCUGUUAAGAUAAUAGCAAGGUACUGUUUUGAUUACGUGGCUAUGCUGACCCAGUUGCGACCUGCUUAUUUCGCCACAUCUGAUGCUGAGCAAUCUGUUUAUCGCCAGGAUUUUAAUUAAAGUUCUCCUAAAGUGGUCUGUGUAAAAUACCAUGUUUUUAAUUCAAAUCAUUAUCUAGAAGAGUUCAUUUGAUGACAGUUGUGUGCUUGAAGAGCCACUAGUGGUGUGCAUUGAGAUCUGACCAAUGUCGUCGUAUUGGACUAUAAUAACAAUGAUGAGCCUCUGUGAUACGUACUAGACACGUGGUGUUUAGUGAGCGGUCAGUUUUCCUUUUUUGGAUUAAAAUUUAAUAUUCCUGGAUCUGGAUAUGGAUUAGCUGACAAUGACAAGUGCCUGGUCGAGGUACUACAUCAGAUACAAUGGAAUAUUCCGGAAACAGCUGACAGCCUAUGUGGCUUGGGUCAACUCACAGCUGAAGAAGAAGCCUGGAGCCCAUCUUGUAGAGGAUCUCAGAAAUGAUGUCAGAGAUGGUGUGGCUCUGAUUGACUUAAUCCAAGUCAUAGCUAAUGAAGAGAUUGAAGGAGCUCACCCUGCACCAUCAACCUACUCUCAGAUGAAGGAGAAUGUGGAUAAAGUUUUGCUGUUCAUGUCUGCACACAAAAUAAAAAUGCAUCAUAUCACAACUAGAGACAUUGUUGAAGGCAAUCUUAAAGCUAUAAUGAGGCUAGUCCUGGCUUUGGCUGCCCAUUACAAACCUAACAGUGUCAGACACUCAUCGCAAGCGAAUAAACAAAACACAGGGAUUGCUGGGAUAGCACAAGGUGCUGCGGCUACACUUACUGAGGCCAGGAGGAAUGCUUCCAGAGCAGGACACAGAUACAGGAGAAGAAGACAAAGGGAAGAUAGUUCUGACAUGAUGUGCAGCGACUCAGAUCACUCACAGAACUAUGGGAGCUCACAGAAAAAGUCUACAUCCUCGUCUAACUUUUCCCAGAGCCAGCACCACUAUCACCACCAGCAUUCUCACCACCGCCACACUGAUCAGCGGUUGGUUGGGGAAGGGGAGUCAGGUCUGAAGAUUGAUUGUCGUGCUGAGCUGGAAGGUGCCAGUGCAAGCAGUAGCCCUGUCUCUAGUCACAAUGCCAGCCCUAGAGCUAGUCUGUAUCUCACUGAGCCAUCGUCCUCAAUGGAAGGAUUGUUGGCAGUAGCUGGAAGUAACAAAGCAGGUGCAGUAAUGGUAACUUCCUGUGAAAGUGAUGCCAUGGUGGACUCUGGUUACACUGAGAUUGUGGACUCUAUCAAGGACACCCACCAAAUGCUGUUCCAGCUCCAUGACCUACUUCUAAAUGGAGAGAAUACCCCCAGUGAACCUCUUGUAUCUGGUGUGGCUCAGAGCUCAAAUAUUAUGGAAACUAUUACAAUCCUGAAGGCCAGAGUGUUACACAAUGAAGAGAUAGCAGAAACAUUGAGGGUAGAGAACAACAAAAUAAAAAAUGAAUGUAGAGAACUCUAUGGCACAAAGGCUGCCUUACAGCAUAGACUUGCAGAACAAGAGAGUCAGUUGUCGUCUGUGAAGUCUGAGCUCAUGACAUUAGAGUUGGCUAAAGAAACACUGGCAUUGGAGACAGAAACACUGAAGAAGCAAUUGAGUGAGCGUGAACAGAUUUUGUCUGAUGUCAAGAAAAGCUACGUGAGACAGGUUGAGGAGAAAGACAAAUUGAUCAGUGAUUUAAGGAAGGAGUUGUUGAAACGAGAUCAUGCAGCCACUAUACAGAAUGAACAAAACAAUCACAUGGAGAGGUUUGAUCACAAAGUUGGAGACAGAUCUGAUUUAGCAGAACUGGAGAUACUUAGAGAUAAUUUCAAACAGGCUAGAACACAGAUAUCUUUUGAAGAUCCUGGGAAUGCUCUGAUGGACUCCCUGGAGAAUGGCCUGUCAAGACUGCUAGACAAGGUCCACAUCAAUGGCUCAAUGACUGGUGUACCAGUUGGGCUUUCAUUGAACCCAGGCAAAGUCAAAUCACCAAUGUCAAAACCAACCGGUUCCCCAAGAGCAAAGAAAGUCAUAGCCAGAGAACCUUUGCGAGUGACACCGAGGACUCCACAACAUCGGGUCACCUCCAGCUCUCCAGGUCGGGGGUCUCCUGUUUGGAGAGGAGGAGGGGUUGUCCAGCAGAGUGUGACCAGAGUUCAGCUAAGCAAACAAUUCAAUCCUUCCAGCCUCCCAAGUAAAGGCAGUCCUGGAAGAGGAGGGAAGUCACAGAUUCCUGUCUUGAAUGAUUUAACUGUUUCAGGUAGCCGUGCUAAAGGUACAUCCCCAAGCCCAACUGAGCCACUUCCAACUAAUGUCAUCUACUACAUUUCCAACUCUGACAAGCCUUUUACCUGCUUGAUUAGGAAAAAAUUGGGAGAAAUCCGAUUGAGAGACUUAAAAUGUGUGAUACCAGAUUCCAAUUUGUACCAUUACUUCUUCAAAGCUUUGGAUCCAGAGUAUGGGUCUGUUAAAGAAGAGUUGUCUAAUGAUGAUGACAUAUUGCCUGGUUGGGAAGGGAAAAUUGUAGCUUGGCUGGAAGAGGAAACUGGAACAGCUUGUUGACCAAGUGCUUGCUUACCUGGCUAGUUUCUCCAUGCAUGCAUGUCAAACAAUUUAUUAUAUAGCCCAAUCUUAGCUGGACCUUUCUUCUUUUAUGUCAGUUGUAUUCAAACUUGCAUUGCAUUUAGUGCUUUGGUCCUUUUGGUGUAGAUGUUACACUCAUUGUAAAGUAGUUGUUGUGUGGACAACUAAAAGUUACAGUGAUCAGCAACCAACUUCCUCCCUUGUCUUAAGGUGGAUGUGACCCUCUUGCUUUGUGAUUCAUAUUGUCUACCUGGUGUUAUUUGAUUCAUAUCUAAUAUAUACAACUUAUAAAAGGCACAGUUUUCAGUUGUGCUCUGUGACUUAACAAAUGAACUAUAUGUGGUUCAUGAAUCUCCAAAGUUGAAGAAUCACUGAUAUGAAUGUCUUUGUGUCUGAGUAUGUGAAUGCCUUAUUGAGUAGCUUGAUUUGAAAUCUGGUUUUGUCAGAUGAGGCUUUAGAAAGAAAUAUUGUCUAAAAACUACAUAUAUCAAUCUCUUUGAGAUGAUGAUUUCCUGAAAUACCAACAUUUCCCCAGGACCUAUAAAACUGUACCAGUAGACUGUAUGUACAUUGACUUACAAGUAAAAAGAAAAUAUAUUCCUGCAGGUUAUUGCUGUAAGUUUUCUAAACAGUUCUUGGUGCUGUAAGAGAAAUCAAAGAAUAAGGAAACUACUGUCUGGGUUGAAAUUCUGUCUGGGUUGAAACUAUUUUGGCGUUAACUUUUUUUUAAAAGUCUUGCUGUUAAAGCUUACCACUGCCCAUCAUCUUAAUCUUUCCACUCUUUAAAAUCAUUGUAUUCAUUACCCUAAGGUUGUACUUCUAUUUUGGAUGUUCAUUUGUUGAAAUAAAAUAUGCUACAGAGAGGCUGUUGUGAAAAUUUGAUCAAAAUAUUGUAUUGAAUCAGAACUGUUAUAAUUUUAUCAUUGUAAAUAGAUAAGCUGAUUUAUUUUUUUCCUUAUUUCAUAUAAAAAUGUGGACUGACUUGAAGUUUCUAGAAUAAAACUAAAUCAGUGCUCAUGUGUAUAUGUCAGUGAGUUCAGAAGAGUUGCUGCCUUACUACUUAAACCAGUGUUGUUUUUAUUUGGUUGAGUUAACAUUAGUAUGUCUGUUGCUUUUUUUUUUCUAUUAAUUUUCCACUUUUUUACUUUUUUAAAUAUUUUGCAUUCCUAAAUGGCCAACAUUCCUUUGUUAACUUAAUAAAUCUUUAACUUUUGGUCUAGCGGUUAUUUAAUGUCUCUGAUCAUAGCCAUCUAUAGAGCAUAGUCAUGAUAAAGAAGAUAUAAAACAUUUAUUCAUUAUUAAUGUUUGAAAGCAAACACCCAAGGUUGUUGUUUUUUUUUUUCAAUUUAAUUGUUUUGUAUUUCAAAUGGAGGAUCAGUAGUUGCAUGUCCAGAUGUCAAGCCUCAGGUCUUGAAAUACUCCCACAUCUCUUUGUUUAGAAACAGGUUCAUAUCAAUAGCAUUUAGCCUGUGAAUUGCUGGCUAAGAAUAAGUGUUUUUUUUUCUGCUUUAUAUCUUUAAAUGAGAAUCUUUUUCACAAUUAAUACAGUUUAAGACACAGACCUAUUAAUUUUUUUUUUAUAUAGCUAGAAAGUUCCAGAAUGAAAUGCUCUUUUUAUACAUAGAUCAAUCUAAAACUAUUUUCUUUAUUAAUGUUUCAAGGCUAUUACUCUUUUUCUUUUAUUGAAUUGAAUUAGGAUCAGUAGUUAUAUGUCCAGCUGCAAUGCUCGCAUAUCUAGAAACGGGUUAAAAAAAUUUUUGCUUCAUAUCUAUAAAGAGAGCAUCUGCAAAAGUAAUUUAGGCACUGACCUAUAUUUUUGUUUCCCAUUGCUAGAAAGUUUCAGAAUUAAAUGCUUUUCCACUUUUUGAUAUAGCAUUGCGUUUUUAGCUUCAUAAAAAUAUUGAAUUAUUAAGGCAAACAACUGAAAUCAGUUCAAUUUUUAACAGACACAAUUAGCUAAACAUCUGUCUGAUUGAUACAUUUAACUCUCAUGUAACUAAACCUCUAAUACACUUUGUUUUUAUUUAUUUUGGAGUAUUUUUUUUAAACCACAUUCCUUUGUUUGUACUAUUUAUAAUUAUUAUAUUUUGACUCGACAAUAUUGUAUUGAAAUUUAUUGCCUCCCUUAAUUGACAUGGAUUACCUCCCACCAGUGUUGACAUGGGUAACCUUCAAAGUAAUAGCCAUUGCAAUGUCUGCAUGGAUAACUGUAUUACAUGUGGCUAUGUACUGUAUCUGCAGAGCAUAUUGGAUGUGACUUUAUAUGUAACAUUUGGUUUGGCUUUAUGUUUAAUCUGUGGUUUACUCAGCGUUGGUGGUAACCUAUGGUCAUCUCUCUAGUGGUCAGUCAUGGCCAUCUGUUGUGAUCAUUUCUCUAUCUGGUCAACAUGAAAAAUGUUAAAUGUGCAUUACUUAUUUAGUGUGCUACAUGUCCCAGUGUUCAUUCAUCUGUGUAAAGGUUGAGAAUCCUUGUAAUCAAUGGAUAUGAAGAAUCCCAUGUCAGCUCUCCCAACACAGCUCAUCAUUUAUUUGGGUGUAAAUAAUGUCUCAACGUCUUUCACAUUUUUGUUCUGACAUUUCCACCAUUACAAUCUGUUUAUUUAUUACCAUGUGUGGCAUAACUUCACAGUCGAUUUCAAGCUUUCAUGAAUGGCUUUGAAUUCACAUCAUUUUGUCACAAUUCAAUUUAUUAUUCAUAAAACAUAAUGACAAUAAUUGCGUGUGUAUGAAGAUCAUCUUUCUUUUUGAACAUUUUUUUUUUGUGAUCUCAAAUUUUUUUUUUUUUUGUUAGUUUUGUAUUUCUUGUCAUCACUUAUUCCAAUGAAUGCCAGCAAUGUUGUGACAAGAUUUCUACAUCAGACCCACCUAGAGAUAAACUUUUGAAAUGGUCAUAAAAUGUUUUACCUUGAUUCAUUGAUUCCAAGUUUUAUAAAUCUAUGUUCAGAGAUGUUUUGUUUUAUUUACCCUGUGUAUUAUAGUUGGUAGUUUCUGCUAACUAUGAAAUUGCAAUAAAUAUUUGAAUGCUUACUUUAUUUUUAUUUUUUUUUUACUGGUACUUAUAGAUGGGAAGGAAGGGGGAAGAGAAAUGACUAUUUCAAAACAGUAGUCCACUGCUUUGGACCAAAUACUCAUUUUUGGAACAGAUUUUUUAUAUUUAAUACAUUUGAUGCUAUUUUUUUGUUUGUUUUAUUUACAUGUCAACUACUUGGACAUAUCAAAACCUUUAGCAUGGGGUUGACAUAGUGCAACAGUGAUGAGAGCAUGCACUUAAAGGUUGUGUACCAUUUAAGCUCAUUGUACAAGUCAGUGACUAGUUGUAUAUCAGUUUUAACUGAUUGAUCAAGACUGUGAUCAGUUUCACUUGUAAGACCAGUUGGUUGUGUUCAAAGUCAAUACUCUCUGGAAUUAGUUGGAUCAUUUCUAGUAUAUAGGUUUUUACAAUGCACAUUUUUAUUUUAUUUUUUACUAUAAAGUGUUGUUUGUGUUUGUUUGUUUUUUUUGGCUUUGGUGAAAAAAAUAGAGUGUCUCAGACAGAGUUGUUUAAAAUUAGAAAGCAGAUUGAUUAUAUCUCCUUUUUAAACAAUUGGAUGACAAUACUUGGUUCUGGACUUCAUAUCUUUGUUGUUGGGGUUAGUCUUAACAUUGACUCAGUUUGUUAGUGGUUUCGGUAGCCUUAACAUUGGCUCAGUUUGUUAGUGGUUGCCUUAACAUUGGCUCAGUUUGUUUGUGGUAGCCUUAAUAUUGGCUCAGUUUGUUAGUGGUAGUCUUAACAUUGACUCAGUUUGUUAGUGGUAGUCUUAACAUUAACUCAGUUUGUUAGUGGUAGUCUUAACAUUGGCUCAGUUUGUUAGUGGUAGCCUUAACAUUGGCUCAGUUUGUUAGUGGUAGCCUUAACAUUGGCUCAGUUUGUCAGUGGUAGCCUUAACAUUGGCUCAGUUUGUUAGUGGUAGCCUUAACAUUGGCUCAGUUUGUGGUAGCCUUAACAUUGACCCAGUUAAUGAAAAAAUGUUAAAGCCUUUUAGAUUUCUUAGAUUUAAAAAAAAAAGUGUGCACAUUUAACAUUGUAUGGGCAUACUGGUUCUGUAGGCCGAGACCAAGAAACAUGUCCUUUAAUCGGAGAUGGUUGAUAACUAUAAAUAGCUAGCUAUUUGAUGUACAGAUAUUAGGAAGUGUUGAUAGCUUUGUAAUUUAGAAGGUAUACAAUACAAUUCCUAAGUUUAUUUGUUUGUAGCAUGAACCAAUUUGUCUUAAAUAUUUGGAUUUCAAGAAAACAUCCUUGACAUUGUUUAGAGUAAAAAAUUUAACAUGGAAAUCCACAAUAAUUAAAAAUCAAUUUUAGAAUACAAGAUAAUAACUUAUUAAACUUAAUAUAUAGACUAUAUUGACAUAGCCAACUGCAGAUUUUGUUGCUUUUGUUUCCAUUUUCAUAGUUGUAAAUUAUGCAUAAAGUUGGCUUUUGUAUGGCCUCUGUCAGUUGCCAAGCAAUUUAUAGCAUGAAAUGAAAGCUAUUGUCAAAAGAAGGUCGUAGUUGUGAUUUUAUUGAUGUCCUAAACAUUUACCAUCACUUAUCCUACUUAGUGUAUGUUGUGAUCUCUCAGUAUCUUUUGAUUGCAUUCAAGUUGUCCAUUUCAACAUUUACAUGUUAGAAUGCAUCUUAUUUAGUGUAUGUUGUGAUUCAUCAGUAUCUUUUGACUGCAUUCAAGUUGUCCAUUUCAACAUUUACAUGUUAGACUGCUGGACAAUGUUAGAUUUGAUUUAUCAUUUGAAAUGAACAAACUUUUGGUGGACUGACUCUAAUACAAUAGCUUUGUAUUGAUGAAGGAAUGGAAUGCUGGAAAACAAAAUGUGUAGGUAGAAAGGUUGUAUGUUCUAGCCCUACUUAGAGAAUUGUAGUAUCAUUUUUAAAGUAAAAAAAAAAUGUGAUGUCAGCAAGCAAAAUUCUUGUCCCACCAAGAAUAGACUGUCUAGGUCACUAUAAUGUCCUUGCUUAUUUCAUAAUUAGCUUAUGUGUCUAGUGACUGUGUUUACAUUAGCUUUGUACUUAUCUUUAGAUACAAUGUGUGUUAAUUAGUGUUCAAAUCACACAUUUUAUUUGCCAUCCAGUGACCCUAUAUAAAAGCCUUUCCAAAAUGUAUGGAUUGGUUUAGCUUUAUUUUAAAUAAGAAAUGAAAUAAUAUCCAAUGAAUAAAAAGUUUUUCAUGAGAUGUUUGUAUGGUAUAAGAAACAUUUUAAGGCUUUUUUUUUUUUCCAAUUCAACAUGCAACUUCAAUGAUUGUUUGUAUCAUUGGUGCCUGUGUUAAACCUUGAACUAUUUGGAAAUAGAAGUUUUUGAAAAAAAAAAAUUUAGGGCUGGCAUUCCAUUCAGGUCAGUUAGCUAUAUAAUAAUAACCAGCUUUGACUAUUCAAGGGUAUUUGAAGAAACAAAAAAUAUAUCUUGAUUGAAAUCAUAAUUUGUUAGUUUAGCUUUUUCAAAACCUGUAUGCUUGUUAGUGUAUGGACAUCAUCAAUAUAGGAACUGGUGUUGAUGUGUUGUAUUCAUUAGCUUAGAUUCCAUCCCUUAUUAUAUAUCAACUGAAUGGUUAUGUAAAUAAGACUUAGUACCAUAGCAAGCCUGUCUCAGUGGAAGCUUUUUUUUUUUUACAUGAAUUUUUACAAAAAUUGAAGUUGUUCAAUUAAAUGCAUUGAAAAACUUCUUAAUAUAUUUGUAUACAUCACAUUUCUAGUCACUUAGGUCAAAAAAAAAAGAGUUGCUUAACUGAAACUUUUUGUUCUUAUGUACACCAAUAUUGACUGUGUAUUUUAUGAAGUCUGUGUAACUGUAUUUUGACUAUAUCAGUAUUUCAACCAAGCUCUCUUACUUCUAACAACUAAAACCAUUUACAAUUUUUGUUUGUCUGCUGCUCUAGUGGACAAAAUUUCUCAUUUGGUCAAUAAAAUUAAGAAUUUGGAAACAUCUUUUUGUUAUUUUAUUAAAUACUUCAAAAUGUUUAUCAUAUAUCAAAUAUACUAUAAAUAUAUUACUCCCACAAUAUACCAGUAUUUUAAUAUUUUCAUUGUUUAACUUCCGCUGAUGAAAAAAAGGAUUACCUAGCUGUGUGAAAUUAAAAACUGUUUGCCAGAUAGGCCACUGACUUUAUGCUCUUCAUAAAAUGCUCUUUUCAAAAAAAGUUUUUCAGAGUUAGCAUUUAGAUAAAUAAAAAUAUAAGUUAACUGUGACUACAAUGUUGAAGUAUUUGCCUAUCACUGUCUUAAUCUUACACAUAUACUAUUAGUUACUAUAUCUAGUUUCUUAACCCUAGUAGCCAUGAAAACUGCUAGAAAAUUAACAAAAGCAAACCAAGGCAAUUUUGAAUUCAAUUAGUUCAGACAAUUUAAUUUCAAUUCCUCCUAAUUGUAUUGCUAGUUGUGGUAUAUAUCACAUGAACUGCUUACAAAAACAUGUUGAACAAAAUGAACAGAGAACAAACAAAUGGUGUGUAACAUUUGGAUUGCAAAUACUUCCACUUCACAAGGCAAGCAUUCAACACUCUCAGGAGAUAUAUACAAUAAUGGGUUAGAUGGCACUAGGAUUAGAUUUGUUAGAAUACUUAUUACACACAAAAUUGUCUUGCUUCCAAAUCUGUCAAAUGAGGACACAAAUGGGGAAAAAAGUCAAGCUUUAUGUACAAUUAUGAGUUGUUGAACAGGGAAUAUAUGUAAUAAUGCAUCAUAAUUUCUAGUGUUGCCAGAAUGAGACAAUGAAUUAAAAUUGCACUAUGUUUUAAACUCUAUAUUUGAGUAUCAGAAUAGUGUGAAUGGUGUAAUGUUUUGACUUGAAAACAUCUGCUUAUUAUCAUAAACAAUGAUUCUUGUUACCUUAAGUUUUAGAACAUGUGUCUGCAAAGUUUAUACUCUAGGGCAACUUGCAUUUUCUGGUGAGAUUUGAGUUUGGGGAGGUUCAGGUAAAUGUCUUUUAUUUAUUCAUCAUUAAUUACUCUCCUUCCUCUACUAGAGAAACCUCAAAGUGAAAUGUACUUUUUAUACUCAUUACAAAUGCAUGUUAUGUGUCUGAACAUUGAAGGAGAAGUAAUUUGCUUUCCAUUCUAAUAUGAUGAUUGUGCAUUGUUACUAAGCCAGAACCACAUAUUAGAACUUACAAGCCCCCAGUAGAUAAAAGGAGAUUAUAACAAUGUUAGUGAGCUCUAAAUUAUUAACAAAAUUACCAAGUAUUGUUCUUUACAAAUAUCAUUUUUUUACAAAUGUGUAGAUAGAAAUACAAGUUGCCCUGCUAUAGCCUAAAACAGAUUCAGAAGAUGAUAUGCCAUAGUUUAAAAAUAGAAAAAAAAAGUAUUGAGGUAGAACACAGCACAACCAUGACAUCAUCUGGCCUAGCCAAAGUGAAAUACUUACAAAAUUGCCUGCAUAGGCCCUAUUUGUUUCUCUUUUAAGUUUUAUCAACUCAAACAAAAUAAUGACAAAUAGUAAGUCCCUAUUCUUGGAAAAUAAAAAUGACUAAGAGUUUUCAUUACCCAAAUAUUUUUUGAGCUUCACAUAGAGUAGAAUUGAUUUGUGCUAAACAAAUUGCUCUUGUCAAGAAACCUUACACUAAAUGUAAUUUGUUUAAAACAAUGUAUAGCUUGAAUGUAAAAUCAAUUCAGUACAUUCAAUUUCAUUAAAAUCAAAAUGACCACAAAUUAAAACAAAACAAAAAAUCAACUAAAAUGUCAGUAGUGUAGACCUACAACUGAACUGUUAGUGUUUUUUUUUGUUUUUUUUUUUGUUUUUUGUUAACACAACAUAAAAUUUGUGAGAACUGCCAGUAAUAGACAAAAAAGAAAACA
Biomphalaria glabrata is the source of this 11883-nucleotide messenger RNA. Its product is annotated as dixin-like. The coding region runs from base 1829 to 4042 and encodes 737 amino acids. The transcript has 19 exons. Gene Ontology annotation, biological process: canonical Wnt signaling pathway. Gene Ontology annotation, cellular component: cytosol. Gene Ontology annotation, molecular function: protein binding. The record is from RefSeq and is a predicted model, not a curated record. Lineage: Eukaryota; Metazoa; Mollusca; Gastropoda; Planorbidae.